Molecule: messenger RNA, 3207 nt
Organism: Peromyscus leucopus (white-footed mouse)
Lineage: Eukaryota; Metazoa; Chordata; Mammalia; Rodentia; Cricetidae
Gene: Krt222
Product: keratin 222
Exons: 6
Coding region: 285-1217 (310 amino acids)
Molecular function (GO): structural molecule activity
Source: RefSeq, a predicted model, not a curated record
UGCAGUGACCUGAGGGUGUCAUUUUCUGCUCUUCCCCGGAGAUUCUGAGGUUUCUGCUGUACCAACGACAGUGGGCGCGAACAGUUUCUCACAUUCGCGUGACUGAUUAGCAACCCAGGAGUUUCCCCCGGCUUCUGAUGGGGAAAUGGAUCUCUGCAUCUUUAAGGCUCCGCGGGGCUGUCUGCUCCGGCGACGCAGGCAGGGCAGGCUCUGCGGCAGCAGCAGCGGACUCAUCCUGUCGCUAAGGUCCAGUUAGCCAAGCCAAGGUGGAGGAUGGGAAAAGAAUGGAGCUGUCCCAGCUCCUCAAUGAGAUCAGGGCAAACUAUGAGCAGCUUCUCACCAGAAAUCAGAUAGAGACGGUGCUGUCAACACGGAUGCAGCUAGAGGAAGACAUAACCAAAAGAAUGGACAAGGAUGGGGAGGCUCUGAAGGCAGCUCAGGCGGAACUCAAGGAGGCCCGGCGCCAGUGCCACCACCUGCAAGUGGAAAUCGAGACCCUCCACGCUGUGGAAAGGGGUCUUGAAAACUCCCUGCAGGCCAGUGAGCAGCAUUACCAGAUGCAGCUGCAAGAUCUGGAGUCGGUGAUUGACGGACUAGAGAAGGAGCUGCAGGAAGUGAGAGGCGGCAUCGAGAAGCAGCUUCAGGAACAUGAGAUGCUUCUCAACACGAAGAUGAGGCUGGAGCAGGAAAUUGCCACGUACCGCCGCCUGCUGGAACAGGAGGAGAUCAGAUACUAUGGUUGUAUCCAAGGCGAGAAAAAAGAAGAAAAACCUACUACCAGGAGUAAAGUUGGCUUUCUUCUCCCCUCUGCCAUUAUAAAUGAAAUAUCUUUUUCAACGAAAGUCUCACAAAAGUAUGAGAAUGAAAAUGUGGAGACAAUGACUAAACAGCCAGAAUUGAAUGGAAAUGUGGAGGAGAGUGCGGAGGCUCACGGCACCAUUCAGACAGAGAAAGUGGAUGAAGUUAUAAAAGAAUGGGAAGGUUCAUUCUUUAAAGAUAACCCCCGAUUGAGGAAAAAGUCUGUUUCUCUUCGCUUUGACCUCCAUUUGGCAGCCACUGAUGAAGGCUGUUUACCGAGCAGACGGGAGAAUCUGCCCGACAUCGAAGUCAGGCUUAUCAUGCGAAGAUCAUGUAGUAUUCCCUCCAUCAAGCCCCCACCAGCAGCCAACCACCCAGAGAUAGGAUUUGAUUUAUCAGAGACACUAGGAUGGACCUAGGCUGGCCAUGCUGACGCCCAGUCCCAAAUGUAAGUUACUCCACAUGUAUGGAUAAUGUGAAGAUGCCGUGGGCUGUGGCUCCCUUCAGAGAACACGUAUAGUAAGAGGUAAAGUUGCUAAGACUCCAAAGAUGAGCAUAUUUUUUGGAGAGGAGAGUGCUUAAAAAUAAAUCAGAAAUUUGGUGUGAUUUCUGUUUUGUCUGUCAUCCAGAUAGUCUUUAUCCUGGCGAGCUUUAUCAGAGACUUGAAGUAUAAGGUGGCUUGGUUAAGUCUGUAAUUUCACUCAAUGGCUGAACUUCCUAAGGAAAAUGGAAUAGCUUGUCUGAAUACCGAAGAGUUACACUGAGUUACUCCCCAUGGUUUCAGGACUAGCUGAACCUAAAAUGUUUGUUCUACUUCUAAAAAGGCAACAGUUAGGAACCAAUGUUUAUGAAGAGGGGUCUCGAGCUUCUCUUAGGAUUUUUCCGUUUGAGACAAUCAUUUGAACCCUGGGAAUUAAGAAAAUUAAAAGUGGUCUGUCUGUGAGCAAUUCUGAAGUACUGAGCACACCUCAAGGCUAUUUUGAUGAUUAAUAAAAUUGGGGUGCCCUAUAUCUUACAGUUCUUUUAGAAUAAGAAUCUGAUUCGCAGGAGAGUCACUUUGUUGAAAGAACUGUAAAAGUUAUAUCCUUACAUACACACACACACACACACACACACACACACACACACACACACACAGAGCUGUACAAACAAAACUUUAAAAGCAAAUGGAAAAUGUGAUUACUCUAGUUACUAGGACAGUUACCCAAUUAUGCAUCAUCUGAACUCUUCCAUCUGUAAAAUGAAGUGGAAGUGGUGUUUGCCAUGGGCCUUAGAGAAGGUCCUCCAUGAACUAGGAGAAAGAGUUCCUGCAGUCAUUUAUGUGAACUAACAGCAUAGUAUUGCUAGCUGAGCUAAGAGUUGUCUGCAGGACUUGCUUUAAAAAUGUUCAAACUGUAAUAACUACAGACGUAAAAUAUAUUUGUGAAUAGAUGACAAGGUGUUGCAACAUUUUUAAAAACAACGUAAUUUGUUUAAUGCAGGUAUAUUUGAGACCUUAAAUAAUAAAUACCGGUUUUAAGACACUAGGUGGUUAUAGGCUUUUUUUUUCUCUAAACAACAAUAAAAAGGAGUACAAACCACUGUUCUUUGUUUCCAGCUGAAACAUCAUAAGGGCUAUGGCUAUGCUAGCAUUAGUGCAGCCUUCAAAAAUCAACCCCUCCCUCCCGUCCUCUCUCCACAGGUGUGUGUGUAUGCAUAUAUAUAUGUAUGUAUAUGUAUAUGUGUAUAUAUAUGUGUGUGUGUGUGUGUGUGUGUGUGUGUGUGUGUGUGUGCGUGUGUGUGUUGACCAGUAAAUAUGCUUUAGCCACAAGGAAAUUAUGUUAAGGAACUUUUAAUAUAAUACAGGGAUUUUAACAUUACCUCAUGUUCCUUUUAGCCUGACUCGCUCUAUUUAGUGAAAAGGAAUGAUGCUGUUCUGUCAAGGAUACAGCAGCAUAGUAAGCGCUUAUUCUUGCAUAAGCAUCUGUCCCAAACUUGCGUCCUAUACAUAAAAAUGUUUCUGGGAAGCCUGGAGGCACAGCACAGUGCCAGAGCUUCACCUAGCACACAGGAGGCCCUGGGUUUGGACCUCAGAGAAAAAAAGGGAAAAGUUUCAUUCAUCAUUAAAUGCUACAACUUUAUUAAAGCUUUGAAAUGCAAUCAUAUAAGCUGUUGUACUGGUUACUGUUCUAUGCAACAAUGAUUAGGGUAAAGCGAUACAUCUAGUGUAAUCUACUGCAGUACUGUUAGUACUGGGCAUUGUGAAUUAACAGCUUGCUAGAGAAAUUCCAUUACGCUGCUAUCCUGUGUGUAUAAUAUGCAGUACUUGAAUUUGUAAGUGAUUUUUGUUUGCUUCAAAGCAUUUUAAAAUUGGAAUAUGAAUUUACCAAAGUAAAUGAUACCGCUAUAAUAAAAAAAAAUUUUGAAACA